CAAAUUCACAGAAUCGAAUAAUUUUCCAAUUAUUCUUAACUCGUAAUAUUAUUAUAAAAUGAGAAUAGCUCGUAUUUAUUAAAGUGCUGUAACAUUUUCUAAAAAUAUUUUUACAAUAUUUUUCAAAAUUAUUUUUACAACAAUUGUAAAACUUUAAUGUUUGUCCGACAAUUAAAAUAUUUACACCUUAUCUUUUUUCUAUUAUUUAAUUAAAUGUAUGAGUCUCAAUAAAAAAAGUACUUUUUCCCUCGAGAAACGUUGUUGUGUGAAAACAUUUUUGCAGCAAUAUAGUUUUAAAUACUUUUAAAUACUUGAAAUAACUUAUUUUCUUUUUUUAUUUAUUUAUUAUUAAGUAAAAUUAUUGAAUUAAAUUAUCGUCCUCGUAAAUAAAUUAUUAUAUUAUUAAACUAUUACAAUUUAUAUUCAUCCAUACAUUCAGUGUAGGAAACAAAAAAAAAAGUUGUUUAAAUAGAAAUUUUACAACUUUAUUUAUGUUUACAAUAUCAUCUAUGUUGGUAUCAGAGCAAGUCACAUAGCCAUGUUUAGCAAAGUUUUCUAUUAAAUGUGAAGUAUGUGCAGGGACCAGAUUAAUUAAAGAAUAAGCAAUUAAUAAUUUGUAUUAUUUUGUAAAAAGUGUUGAAAAAGUAUUAAUUAAGAAAUUAUAUAAUAUAUAUGAUAAAACAUAAAUACACAAUUUAUCUAACCUCUAAAUAUAAAACAAUUUUCAACAAUAUUGAUGACUCUAAUUUAAUGAAAUUUUCGGAGAAAAGAUUGAACGUGAAUAAUAUUUGUGUGUAAAAUUUGAAUGGUGAAUUUAUAACAGUUGUAUUAUAAAAUAAAUACAUAAACAUGACGGCGGCAAUUAAAACGCUAUGGAAGCAAGCAUUAAAUACGUUUGAGGAACGUGGCAAUGUUGGAUUUAAACUUUGUCAAAAGAACUUCGACAAAUUACGAUAUUUGAUGAACAAAAUUACAGCGGAAGAUGUAAAUUUAAAUAAACAGAUUCUUGAUUUUAUUCAAGUACAACAUGCACCAAUGUGGGUUAUUGACAUAUUUGAAAAUAAAGAUUUUGCUAUUUCUAUCUUUAUAUUAAAACAUGGAUUCACAAUGCCAAUACAUGAUCAUCCUGGAAUGUAUGGAUUUUUAAAGGUAAUCAGUGGUGUAGUUCAAGUAAACAAUUAUACUUUAAAAGCAAAUGAAGAUCAUACAAUCAGAUUGAACAAAGAAGUAAUGGCACUUAGGCACAAACCAAUAUCUUUACAUAGUAAUUCACCUGCAUGUACUCUUACACCAAGAGAUAAAAACUUACAUGAAAUUACAUGCAUUGAAGGUCCUGCUGCAUUUCUGGAUAUACUUAGUCCUCCUUAUGAUGUAGAUGAUUCUGGAAAGGGUCCAAGACCUUGUACAUUUUUCAAAACUGUUAGUAGUUCAAAGUUAUGUACAGAUUCACCAGAUAUAGUGGAAGAAGUUAAAUUGGUGGUUAUUGAAGGUCCACCAGAUUUUUAUUCUGGAAGUCUUAAAUACACAGGACCACCCUUAAUGUGACCUGAAGCAUCAAAAAAUGUUUCUUGUUCUAUUUGUUAAAAAAUUUUGCAUUUUAUUGCAUUCAUUUACUUUUAUAAUUGUAUUAUAAAUUUUUAAGGAUAUUUAAAUUUUAAUGAAAUGUAUAAUAUUGGUGUUUAUCUCUUGUACUUCUUUGCAAGAGUAUAUAGAGUAUAUGAGUAUAUUUUGAGAUUGUUUGGAUCAUAUAAAGUAUGCAAAUUUUAUAUUUUAUAUUAGUUUAUACUGGGUAUAGUUGAUUUUUAUUUAUUGUAAACUUUAGAUUGAAAUUGAUUAUAAUUUUUAAUUACUUGCAUUUAUAUUGAUUUUUGUGUAUGAAAAAGUUACCUGUAUAAAAAUUAUAAAUAUGAAAUAAUUACAUUUACUAUUUCAUUGAUAUAUAGAAUAAGGAUGUAAACAAAAAAUGUAUUAUAAUACACUUUAUAUGUACGUGAUAACAAAAGCAUAUGAUAAUUAUUAAAUAAAAACAGAAUUUUAUUUGUAUAAAAAAUAUAAUACUUACUUAUAUCACAAAAUAUUUAAGAAAUAGAUUAUCAUAUUUGUUGUAAAAGGAUAUGCAUUACAUUUUGAUGUAUAUAUUACUUUUCCAACUUGAAUGUGUUACAUAGUUCUUACAGACCAAAAAGUUCAAUUUUUUCAAGAUAAUUAAUAUUUCUAAUAAUAUAUAUUGUACUUACUAAAUAAUUUACAUUAAAAAAAAAAUAGCUUAAUAAAUAUAUUUAUAUAUUAUACAGUUCUUUUUUGAAACAUUUCCUGAGUUUUAUUAUAUAUUUUAUUAUAUAAUUAUUAAUUAUUAUAUAUUUAUCAUAUAAUAAUGAUGAUUAUUUUAAAAAAUACUUUGAAUUAAUACCUAAAAAAUAAUGGCAGGUAGUGAAAUAAAAAUAAUGAUUUAACUUAAAAAAUUAUGUAACAAGUUAGUUAAUUUAUUAAUUAUUAUCUAUAUUAUCUAGACAGUAG
Messenger RNA from Heterotrigona itama, 2517 nucleotides. The record is from the annotation of a GenBank genome assembly. Lineage: Eukaryota; Metazoa; Arthropoda; Insecta; Hymenoptera; Apidae.